UCUAGUCUUACACUGCUAAAUUAGGGAUGGCUAGCGAAAUUCAAAAAUAAACAAACAAAUUGGACCGAGAGCGACUUAGUGAUUAACGUAUCGGACUGGAAAUCCAAGGGUCUCGGGUUUGAAAUGUUUUGCGUUAUAAGAGUAGCAGUUAAUUUCGCUAUUUGACUACAAGAAUAGCAACCUCCCACAGUGGUUGCUGCUGACUGGUUGUGCUCCCUAUGGUCCGCUGUUCAAAAUUAGACGCUAUGCCUAAAAUCACAUGAGGUCUACCUCUUCGUCGUUUAGUUCAUUUAUCACUUCCUCGCGAAAUUCAAUAAAAUUAACAAAUAAAACUCUUUAAGACACCCAAAGUAAAUCUUACUAAGGAUAUAUGAACUAUAGUAAUUGAGUUUAGUGACUGUUCUUAUAGGUGUUGAUCUUCAGUUCCGCGGAAAUCAUCAUGAUGACUAAAUAGUUCUAUUUCUUGGUUGAGUCAAAGGUGUUUCAGGCAUGAGAUUUGCUUCUUCGCUCUUAAUAACUAAUAAUAAGUAACACAGCGGCAAAUACACAGUUAAUAGAAGUAUUAUAGAGUGCGUUAAAUACCCAAGCCACACAUCGAACGUUACCUAACAUGAAGAAACUACAACCAUCAACUGCAAAACGUUUAAGAUAGGGAGAAAAAAUAUUUUUAUUGAACAGGAAGUGAACAUGAACGAGGAAGUAGUCCAUUUUUAUUGCCCUUUCGAUUUGUAGCCAGUUUCUCUGCCACUUUGUGUAAUUGAAUUUCAGAUAUAGCAACAUGUAGAAUAUGAUCAUAUACUUGAAAACAGUCACUAGAGGUACCAACCUACUGCUGUCGAAUGUCUUUUUACAUCUAGAUUGCCUAAGGGUAUAAUUUUGUUUUCACUGUGUGUGUGUGUGCAUUCGCUAACUUUCACCGACUUACCCCACGUGAUCUGUAUGCUGUAAGGCUGUUAACGUCACGUUGACCAGCUGCUGAUGAAUGAGUGAACGUUUGUACUUUAUUCAGUAACUACGGUGAUCUUCGUGCAACAUGAUGUAUACACCUGCAGAUGAGCUACAAUAACGUUUGGAAGCUGUUGGUGUGAAAUGCGUGAAUAACACCAAAAUAAAUGAGUAGUUUGAAUAUAGCUUGAUGGGUACAUGACAUCUAGAAAUCAUGCAGGAAUCUAGUCAUCGAUCUCCACAGACUUUUCACAAGAGUAUGAGUGCUAUCAGUCUUCAGUCUCUACAGACUUUAGGGUCCGUAGCAGCUCCCCACACUAUUCGUCGCAACUGCGGUAUUUUACCAGACGUGCCAGAGAAUGGAGAACUAUCGCUCGUUGGUAAUUCAUACCACAGAGAACAUCAUCAGCGGAAGUGCGCCAUCUCAGGUGAAAAGGAUGAGUGGGACAGCCUUCAGAAGAUAAUUGUAGGUUUGUUUCAAAGACCACAACCAGUCUUGGAGGUUGGAGAGCUUGCUUCUUUACACGAAACUCUACGAAAACUUCAGAACACAAAUGCCGGUCCGUUUAUAUACGAAUAUUAUAAGCAACAAAUACUAACCAAAGGAAUGAUGUCCCUUCGAGAACAUAUUCGUCAAUCUAAAGAAAAGAGCUUACUGUACCGUUUAGAGGAAGUGUGGGAGAAUCUGUUCGCCCAUGUUCUGCCGUUGUUGGAUGCAAUACUGUUUCUAAUUAAGACUAGAGAAGGUAUCAGUAUUCGACAAAUCACGCUAGCAGCUUUUCGUGACUUAGUUGUUUUAGAUCUUGGUAUAGAAGACAUUCUUUCCUCUGAGGCGACGGAGAUGCCACCUGGCGUGAAGCACAUGCUCUUAAUAUUAUAUAAUGUAAACGAUACAUUUCCUCCGAACAAAAACAAACUUCGUUUGGAGUCCUUGUUGGCCAGGGCAGUUGUCCCUUUUCUAGGGUUUAAAGGUCUAUAUUGUGGCCAACCUGUGCCGCUGAUCGAAUCGUCGGAGCCUCAGUUGAUUGAAAGAAGGAGAUCAAGCGACAGUGGUCGUCGAAUCUCUCGACCUUUCAGUAUCCAACCUCGACAGAUGGACACUCUGAAUGAAAUGUUUCUUAAUGCUCUCAGAAAACUCCAUGAAUGACAUUUUUAUACAACUGCAAUACGUGUAUGUUAUGAUUUUUAUUUUGGUUUGAGAAAAUAACAAAGAAUUAGAAACACUUUUCAAAAUCAGUUUCAAAUUUGUUGGUAAUAACUUAAAUUGUUUCGGUCUCUAUCAUUCGCAUUCGAAAAUAAAUAACUGUAGAGAAUAUAGUUUAAGAUCAAUUACAACGCUUGUAGACUCUCAAUAUUAUUACAUGCUGAAUCAUUUAAACUGAUAUGUCUGACUAGUUUAAAUUUCUUGUGUUCCCACCAUUCAUUGAUUGAUCCUGGAAACUUUACACACAUAGGUACUACUACACUAAACAUGUUUUCUAAGGAAACUGUAAACAUCUGAAUAAAAUAGAAUGAUUUUGGAAGAGUACAAUGGUAGACAAAUAUUUCAACAACUCAAGCGCCAAUAAGAUGUGCCCCGUUUUUAAAUGCAUGUGUUUGUACUAGUUAGCUGUAUAAAUAAUAUAGUGAAGUAUUUAAUUUAUACAAUUUACAGUGUUCUAGUUUUCAUGUCUGAGUAACCUGGAAAAUACCGUACCUCCUCUAAUUAACGCUCCCGGGGGCGUUGUAAGCUGCAAAGGAAGGCGCUAAUUAUAGUAUUUGUGCAGUUCAGGAUUCUAAUUUUCACAAUUUGCUAAUAACUAUGUAUAUGUGUGUUUGUUUUUCUUCCUUUUUUACAAAUCCAAAUUGCGGUAAUAAAAGUGGAUUAUAUCUUGGAUUACUCUUGCUAUCACACAAAGUUUAUAAAAAUACCGAGGGGGCGUUAAUUAGGGGCAAUACAAUAAGCAUGAAGUUUAAAAUCAAACUCAUUACACUAACAGAAACUUCUGAUGAACUGGUUAAAUGCUGAAGGUAUAUCGGACAGUAAUCCUGCCGUCAGCAUCUGUAUACUUUAAAACGAGAUAUGCGUUCAAUGUAAAAGAAUGUCUUUUGCCUAUUAAUUCUGGACGAACAAGAUCCUUUAUUCCUUUAGAACGUAGGCAUCUCUGCGUUUUUCAUAAGUUCAGCCUUUUAGUUCAAUGUGAUAAAGAAACAUUACAUACAUGGCUCUAAUUUGUUCUGUCAUAAGAAUGUAGAAGUAACAAACUAUUAUUAUAUAUACAGUAACUGUUCAAUGCACGGGAAAGACAUAGAAGGGCUAGAACCCCUUUGCAUGUCUUUCAGCAUCAAUUUGUCUUCUUUGCUUUGUUUCUCCAGGAGCUUCAUUUGACAGUGUCAGUUGUUUUCUCUCAUCUCUUUUUUCGGUUAUCCUGCUAACCUUUUUUGAUUUUGUCAUGCCAUCCAUCUAGUUUGUCUUUUUCUUAGUAAGCAACGUUUCCUUUCUUGUACUGUUUCUGAAAUAUUUUUAGUUUUAUUCAGAAUUUUAAUUUAGAAUUUAUUCCAUAGAUGGUGCCACAAGUGUUCAAAUGAAAUGAAAAGCUGAAGUCGCUUAAUGCUAUAAACGUGCCAUCUUUUAAUUCUAAUGUUAACCAAUAUCUCAAAUCACUAAUUUAAUCUAUAAUUCUAUUAAAAGAGAUUACUGUAAAUAUGAUCAUUUGUAAAAAACAACAAUAUAAGAUCACGACUCAAGUUCGAACGCGAAACUUCCAGAUAAACAGUCUGGGGCCGUAACGCCUGAGUUACUUUGCCACAUAGUUUAUAAAAUCCAAUGUUAACAAAUAUUACUUUAAAAUAGCAUGGUAUUCAUGUUUUCCAAAUAUUUGCUCUAAUCAUGAUUAUCACCAAUAAAAAUAUUGAAGAAAUACCAAGUGUACUGGUAUUUGAAAGCAGGAAUUCCGCUUGAGGUUCGGACCCUCUAACCACUGAGGCAAUCUGUUACCAAUAGACUGAUCGUUACCAACAGACAGUGGUUUGUAUGUGUGUGUAUGUAUGUGUAUUUCUAUAAGAUUACUUUGAUUUUAUACAAUCAUGAUUUUCACAUAGUAAUGUAAAUAAUGUAAUAACUGAAGUUUACAUUAUGUUUAUUUUUAUUAGAAGUAAAGGGUUCACAAUAGUAUUAACUAUCAGGAGUACAAAGUUACAAAAUUUACUAAAUGUGCAUUUUCAUUUUCUAUAAAUAAAGAAAUUGAAUGAUGUCGAUAUUUUAAGUUCAAUAAAAAUUGUGAUAUAUGUGUGUUAUUAACUGUUUUAAAGUUUUUCCGUUACAGUUAUGUUAGAAUUUACUAUUAUUUGUUGUUUUUCUUUAAACACCAACUAUAUUCAAUGGUUUUCAGUUAAAUGGAAACAAGCAUUAGUUAUGAGAAGAGAAAGAUGCUAUCAAAGAGCACUAAAGGUUCAACCCAUAAGGCUAGUUUGAAAAUCGAAUUAUAAUAUUAAUUGAACGUUUUGCAGUAAAUGUGUGAGGCUUACAAUGUUAAAAUUCAGAUUUAGAUCUCUGCCGCAGACGCAGUGCAGAUAGCCCAUCGUGCAUCUUUACGUUAAAACAAACAAGUGAAAGUGAUGAAGUGUGUUUUAGUUUCUAAAACAUAUAUUUAAUUUUUAAGUAUGUGUAACGAUAUAAUUA
Limulus polyphemus (Atlantic horseshoe crab) is the source of this 4606-nucleotide messenger RNA. Its product is annotated as proline-rich protein 5-like. The record is from RefSeq and is a predicted model, not a curated record. The coding region runs from base 1160 to 2092 and encodes 310 amino acids. Gene Ontology annotation, biological process: TORC2 signaling. Lineage: Eukaryota; Metazoa; Arthropoda; Merostomata; Xiphosura; Limulidae. The transcript is spliced from 9 exons. Gene Ontology annotation, cellular component: TORC2 complex.